AUGAAUUAUCAAGCUAGUUAGCUAACACAUUUUCUUGUCAAACUGUCAACACUGUAGCUAGCAAAAACAUGAGGGCAAAUACAUCCGAUUUGACCGUUCAGACACAAAUCACAUGGCCAGAAAUCUGAUUUGUAUCUGAUUUCAAACCACCUAUGAAUUUAUACAACUAGUUGCAAACAACAGCCAAUCAAAACAAUGCUUUUGUCACAUGAUCCAGUUGUCACAGACCCAUAUGUCAUGUCAACACAGCUGUCAGUGCUGCUGGAACCGCGAUCAAGGUUGAUAGAAGAGACAUUAGCUAAAUGGGACCUGUAAAUAAAUAUUGGCAUCAUGGCAAAUCAUGGUUUAGGUACUGUACAUGGUUGGGUAGUCAAUAAAUGUAAUUUUUGAAGUGGCUACUGUUGCACGAAGGUUGUUACAGUUAUGGGCCAAUGUUUUUACAAGUGGUUCGCUUCGGAAAGGUGUAAAGCAACAGUCACAUGGGAAAAUUUGAAAUUAGGAUGACAUUCUUAAUCUGGUGUGCCUCGGCCAGGUCAACAGGAAUUUGUAUGGGGUCUAGUCUAGGUCUGAUAAACGCACACCCCGUUUUAGGAAAUCAAAUACAGCGAAGGUAAGUGGAGAAAUCAUGUUGUUGUAUUUUGAGUGGAACAGCCACAUGCUAUGCAAACACAAACAGCUCUUUGUGUCAAUAUCAGGGGGACUGGAGACUGGGGCCAUGUGGAUGAGCCUGUCCAAAUAUAUCAGCAUCUUCCUCCUGCUGACCCUUUCAGGCCUGUUCAUCAUCAACAUUCUAGUGUGGAAAUUGGACCUAUGCAGCUUGGACCUACGCAGGAUCCACUCAGAGGACCCUCCUCCCCUGGACCGCGAGCGAAGCUUCUGUAGCCACCUGGGUAAGGAGCCCUCACCUGAGGAGGCUCUGGAGGAGCGUUACCUCCUGGAAUCCAUCGCCUGGCCAGAGACUCAGCCAUGGCUCACGUCUUCACCCCUGACCCAGACCAGUGACCCUGCACACAGCCUGUUUGCAAUCCUCCCAGCAGGGGGUAGGAGAGAGUGGCACGUGGGGGACCAGCUGGAGGCUCUGGUCCUUAUGAAAGAUUUCCAGGGACGUCCCAAGAGCCAUGGUGGGGACUUCUUGCUGGCCCGGCUGCACUCCCCAGAGCUGGAGGCGGGUGUUGCCGGACACGUGCUGGACCACAGGAAUGGGACUUACUCUGCCAUUUUUCCAUUACUGUGGGAGGGGUCUGUAUGGGUGGACGUGACAUUAGUCCAUCCUAGUGAGGCAGUUCCUGUUCUACGACGCUUACGUGAGGAACAUCCUGACAGGGUGCUUUACAAGAGCCUGUUCCGCUCUGGAAUAUUGUCUGAGACCACCAUGUGUAACCUGCGCCUGCCAACCAACCAGCAGCCGCUGUGCAAUUACACAGACCCCAACACGGGUGAACCCUGGUACUGCUACAAGCCCAAGCAGCUGCUGAGCUGUGACACACGGAUCAACCACUUCAGGGCAGGUUACCAGAAAGAUCUGAUAACCGAUAAGGAAGCACUGCUCUUCCAAAGUGGCGUUAACCUCAAAGCACGUAUUCAUGCAAUGGCAAAUGACAGUGUCACUGUGCUGCCUAAGAAAAAAGAGGUGGAAAGCAGCAGUGCAAAGGCAGCGCCUAUCAGGACCACAGCCUCUGGUUAUUACUUCCAAGGGUCAUGGCGGGGGCUGGGUGGUGUCGUGAUUCGCCAGUUUAAGGACACCACUGCCAUUACUCAGUGUCUGAAGGACAAGAUGGUGUACAUGUAUGGAGACUCCACUGUCAGACAGUACUACGAGUUCCUCACCAGCUUCUUGCCAGAGCUGAGGGAAUUCAACCUUCAAAGUCCUGUGAGCACAGGGCCCUUCAUGGCGGUGGACAUCCCCCACAACAUCCUGCUAAAGUACCGGAGCCACGGUCCCCCCAUCUCUUGGACCCCUAUCAGCAUCAGUCAGCUGCGCUAUGUAGCUAACGAGCUGGAUGGCCUGGCCGGGGGCUCAAAAACUGUUGUAGUCAUCAGCAUUUGGGCUCAUUUCAGCACCUUCCCUGUGCAGGUCUACAUUCGCCGACUACGCCACAUUCGAAGGGCGGUGGUGCGGCUUCUGGACCGGGCUCCAGAGACUGUGGUAUUGGUGCGCUCUGCCAACCUCCGGGCCCAAAGCCUACAGGAGAGCCUCAACUUCAGUGACUGGUUCUCAGUGCAGCUGGACGAGGUACUCAAGGCCAUGUUCAGGGGUCUGAAUAUCUUCUUUGUGGACGCCUGGGAGAUGACCCUUGCCCACCACCUCCCCCACGAUAUCCACCCACACCCUCCCAUCAUCAAGAACAUGAUAAACACUAUCCUCUCUCACAUCUGCCCAGUGAAGAACUAGCAGAUAGAGUUCAAUUAGUUCUGCCACAAUUCUUUAUUAUUCAACACCUGUGCAAUAUUGACAAAAUCACUAGCAUGGGCAGAGAAGUUUGACAUGAUUUCUCAAAAUGGUCACAAGACCACAACCAUAACUCUUUUACAGACAAAUUUGGAACCAGAAGCCUGUAUUCAACAGCUUAAAAAACAAAUACAUUGUUGAAAAUGUGUGUUCAUUUUCAAUGCAUUGAAUUCAUGAUGCUCGUGGUAUAUGAAAAUAUCUUAGCGGUCAUCAAAGGUGUCAUGCCCAAAGGGGACAAAGAGGCACGUGCCCCCUCCGAUUUGUCCUGUAAAAAAAAAUAUAUAUAUAUACAGUG
Messenger RNA from Coregonus clupeaformis (lake whitefish), 2744 nucleotides. Its product is annotated as NXPE family member 3. The transcript is spliced from 5 exons. Bases 626 to 2392 code for a protein of 588 amino acids. The record is from RefSeq and is a predicted model, not a curated record. Lineage: Eukaryota; Metazoa; Chordata; Actinopteri; Salmoniformes; Salmonidae.